GGGGCGACCCCUAUUUUAUUGUGAUAUUUCAUUGUUGUAUUGUAGUUUCCGCCUGAAAAGUGUUGUCUUCUUUUUAACUUACCAAAAUCAAAACCACUCGAAGCUCAUCUCUCUCCUCUCCUCUCCUCAACAAUGGCGGCCUCUUUCUCCAUUUCAAGGCUCUCUCUUUCCUUCUCCUCUUCUUCUUCUUUUGCUACUACUUCUCUCUUUCCCUCCGCCAGACCCACCGCCCUCUCUUUCUCUUCCCUUCCCUUCAAUUCCCUCCGCCGCAUCUCCCCCAAACCCCUCCGAUUUUCCUCCUUUCCCACCUCCAAAUCCACCAUCUCCGCCACCAUUUCCGUCGGCGACAAGCUUCCCGACUCCACAUUUUCCUACUUAGACCCCGCCGGCGAGCUCCAAACCACCACUGUUUCCGACCUCACCAAGGGAAAGAAAGCCGUCUUCUUCGCUGUACCUGGUGCUUUCACCCCCACUUGCUCUCAGAAGCACCUUCCCGGUUUCGUCGAGAAAUCGGCUGAGCUUAAGGCCAAAGGAGUUGAUACUAUCGCUUGUAUUUCAGUCAAUGAUGCCUUUGUGAUGAAGGCGUGGAAGGAUAACCUUAAUAUCAAGGAUGAGGUUCUGUUGCUGUCUGAUGGGAAUGGGGAUUUCACUAGGGCUAUUGGGUGCGAGCUGGAUUUGAGCGACAAGCCUGUUGGACUGGGUGUUAGGUCGAGACGUUAUGCGCUUCUUGCUGAGGAUGGAGUUGUGAAGAUCUUGAAUUUGGAGGAAGGAGGUGCGUUUACCUUCAGUAGUGCCGAGGACAUCCUCAAAGCUCUUUGAAUGAGAUGAGAUAAGAAUAAGAUAAGGAGGUUCCUUUCGUUUUUCUGUUGGUCUCUAUCAUUUUCCUUCUUGUUUGUUUGUUGGCUCACUAAUAGGGUAGCAGUUUCAGUUUUGGCGAAUAAAUGAGAUCCAAUACAUAUUUUAGAAUAAAUUUCUGAGUUCGUUCA
This is a messenger RNA of Cucumis melo (muskmelon), 986 nucleotides long. Its product is annotated as peroxiredoxin-2E-2, chloroplastic. Lineage: Eukaryota; Viridiplantae; Streptophyta; Magnoliopsida; Cucurbitales; Cucurbitaceae. The record is from RefSeq and is a predicted model, not a curated record. The coding region runs from base 133 to 819 and encodes 228 amino acids. Gene Ontology annotation, cellular component: cytoplasm. Gene Ontology annotation, molecular function: thioredoxin peroxidase activity. The transcript has a single exon. Gene Ontology annotation, biological process: hydrogen peroxide catabolic process; cellular response to oxidative stress; cell redox homeostasis.